AUGGUGAGUUUAGUAACUUUAAUAUAUCGAGCUUUUAUUGUUUUUUUGCUGUCUGGUUUCGUUUUGGAUGAAUAACGUUCGUCUAAAAUUAUGUUCGCUACAAACACAACAUUGUAAACAUCUGUGUGUAAGACUUAAGCUUACAUUUUAACUUUACUUGAUGAUUUGUUUUCGGUUGUUUUGUUGUUACAUCGUUUAAAUAUAAAGUUAGCUCUUGUAUUUGGUUAGCAGCGAGCUGUAAAAUCAGUGGUCCGUGAUAGCAGCGGGAUAUCUGACAUCUUAUCACUUCAUUCAGUUUGUUUAUCAAAGUAUGAGAUUAAACCUUUCUUUUUACAGGUGUGCCACAUGACAGAUUUUAGGGGGAAUGAAAUGGAUUUGUCUUCCAAAAACAUGUACGACGCUUUCAAAGAUGAAAUCUGGAAAGGUACGAUAGAUACGGAAGCCUUAAGCAGUCAGAUCUGAUCAAUAAUAGAGGCUGCACACUUAUCACCCAUUAACCAUUCUUAUUCUCUCAUGUAGAGCUCGGACCACUGGAUCCAGACUGGUUUGAAGUUCUGACAGCUCAAACUGUAAAUAAUGAGGACCAUGUCUCUGAUCAAGAUGACCUGUGUGCAAAUCAGGAGGGACAGUUUAAAGCACCUUUGGACAAAACAACAGUCAGUGUAAACAGUCAGCUGUUUUCAACCCCAAAGGUGUUCAGACACAGGACAGCUGUAUCUCCUGAAACAGAGAAUGAGCAGUCAUUUACAGCCGAACAAGGUGAUGUUUCACUUUUACUAUAACCAUUCAUUUAAGUUCAGAAUUUACAACACAUACAGUUGAUGUAACUGUUUGUGCACAUGAUCAUAAAGUAGUUACACUGAAAGCUUUGCUGGGUUUGCGUCUGAAAACAUGUUUCUCUUUGGUUGAUUUUAGAAAAGGAAAAAAUGUCGUGGACAGCAACACAGAGUCCAUGUUUGUUUACGAUGUCUAAAGAAGAGUAAGUGCAAUAAGUCUGACACCAUAGUGCUUAAAGGGAUAUUCUGACGUAAAAUUAAUUUAGGGUCAAACACACCAUAACACCGAGUUAGACACCCCUGAGAGAGAUGAAUGUUGCCGACUGCUUGCUUCUUUAGUUAUACUAACUUAAGUAACGACCACACGAUAGCAAUACACAACGGUCUGAGGAGCCAUAAACAAACCUCAACCACCAUCUCCUUGAAGUAAUAAUCACCAUAUUAAUCAUUUUGCACUGCAGACACGGUAGUUCUUCUGCCUUCGCGUCUUGAUUUGAUUGCAUUUCCAUGGAGUAAUAAUUAUAAAUGUUCUUCCUUGAGCUGCGUCACCCCGCUGUAGUCCGUAAUGGACUGGCCCGAGGUCUCGCUACUGCUGGAAGAGAGUAGGUGAGUUGUGUUUAGUCUCUUUGCUAAAGAAAUCAGGCAAAGCUAUAAGGAUGUUUGAUGGCUAGUGCAGUGGCUGGGACCCUAUAUGUACUGUUGAUAAAGUUAGGUGCUGUUCUGAGCAUUAUUUUGUGGCUAUAGAGUGGCGUUUUGGUUGAGGUUUGUGUAUGGCUCUUCAGGCUGCUGUGUAUUGCUAUUGUUCAGUCGUUACCACAGUUGGUAUAAAAAGAGAAGCAACAUUCGCGGGGGUGUCUAACUCUUUGACCCUAAAUAAAUUUUAUGCCGGAAUAUCCCUUUAAAAAGAUUUUUACAUUGUUCCUGUUUUUAACAUCUGUCUUGACUGGCCAUGUUAGGCUCCCAGGUGGAAAGUAUAACAGCAUCCAGCUCCAGAGUUUAGACAGUUUUGGUGAGUUUCAGAUUCAUCUGUAUUUUGUCUGUUUUAAUGACAUUUAAUAGAUGAUUUCUGGUUUCAUGUGUUUAUUUGUUUGUUUGCUUUUACCAUCUUUUACAGAUCUGCUUCAAACCCCACAAAAAUCCCCUGUAGGUGAUCUUUUCUUCUCAAGCGUUUGCCUUUUGUCAAAUCAAGUAUAUAAAGGUUUUAACUCCUUAAAAUGUUAAUUUUUUGAUGAUACAGAUGAGUUAUUCGCGGCAGAUAACAGAGAGUCUUGGUGCUCAGGUUCACCCUGAUAUGACAUGGACGAGCUCUCUGAAUACCCCACCAGGAGUCCCAUCCACCUUGAUUUUAAGUGAGUAAAUGACUAUUGGAUAUACGAAAUCUGUGUAUGCUGAAAGGUGUGAUUUGUUUGAAAAUAAGCAUUUGCACUCUGAUGCAGCAAAACCAGAUGAAAGUCCAUGUGCGGAGAGUCUUUCCCCGGAGAAAAGUGUUGUUGUGAGUACCCUGUCAUGCCAGAACAUUCAAUAGCAACAUAUACUGUAUUAUCAGAUAUAUGCUUUCAUUUCACUUGUGAGAAUCUUCUUUUUUUUUACCUCUCUCAGCUUGUCCGGGAGCUUUUCCCGUCUGUUUCUAGUGCAAGAGUUGAAGUGAGGUCACCGGUAAAUGCCGACAAGCCUACUAGUCCACAAGGUACCGUGUUUUACCUUCUUCCAACCCAGGAUAAAACAAAAAAUCUGAUUAAAGCUCCUGUGAUGAACCUUUGAAAUUUGUCAGUAUUGGUGCCCCCUGUUGAAAAAGGUGAUCUUUGCCUGUCUUACCUCCAACGUUACCUUCACUGUGGGUCUCUGGCAGGUUUUGGACAUGAAAAAUGUCUGCAUAGAAAUUGUAAAUCUUGUGCUGAUGGUCUUGUUUGCUUUUCUAUAUUAUAAAGCAGAAACAGUAUUACUUUAAGUCUUCUUUAUAACCUGCAAAAACUCCUCUCAGGAGCUUUAAGGAAAACUACACCAUGCAUUAUUUGUGUGUCAUGUGGUUUUGCUCCUUGAACACUCAUGAAUGUUGGUGUGUUAUCAACAGGUCCUUGUUCGCCUGAGUUUGUGGAGAAUCCAGAUGAUCAGAAUCCAGAUGAUCAGAAUCCAGAGUCCCAUGACUCUCAUCUGAAUCAGAGUGAUGAUGUUUGGAAACAGAAGCUACCAGAUGCUAUUGAGGACGUAGACGUUCGAUCCACUGUAGCGAGCGUCCUCAAAGGGGCAGAAACUGCUCUGUCGUUAUUUUUCACCAACAGUAACUCAGCUCUGAGAAAAGUAAAAACUGACAGUAACAAAAGAAAACAAAUCAUUCGUACAGAAGACCCGGACUGUAGCGCCGCUGAAACCUCAACAACAACAAACAACGCUGGACCUGAAGAACAGGAAACAGCUGAUCAGGGACCUGGAAAACUUCCCUCAUCCCCACCGCUCAAAACUGGUGACAACGGACUCACACAGUGGUCUCCGCUGAGUUUGUCUGAUAUCCCAUCUUGCACUGCUUCCUGCUAUGAUACUAGCACUGUUAAAGAAAUCAAAAACAGUUCAUUUACUGAAAAAAUACAGAAAGACUCAGACUCUGGAAAACCUUUGACUGUAACAGACUCUGGUUUCCUCAAGAAAAAGAGGAAAUUCAUUUAUUCUGUGAAGACCCCAAAACAACCAACUCAAGAGGAAGAGCCCCGGUCUGAGAGGACGGUCUCACCGCAAAGGAUUCAUGAUUCUGGUAAAGAUUUUUAUGCCUACAGAUUAAGAAAUGCUUGACUGUGUCCAAAAAGGCUUUUCUUUUUACGUCUCAUUUGUCUUUUUUACUUUCAGGAUCAGACUUGAACGUGAAACAGCUGGAAAAGGCCCCCGUUGAAGCAGACUGCUGCAGUAUGACUGAAAUACAGAACCCUUCUGCACAGGCUGAAGUUGAAGAUCUUGACAUGUCGCAGCUUUGCAGAGAUUUUGCACAGGACAUCAGCGAAAUGUCCGACCUGGAUCAAACGGAGGAUAUCCCUCAGAACGUCUUCUCUCCGUCAGCUUGUCUGUCAGCCAUGAAACAAGCCAAGCAGAAAGCAAAACAAACAAACUGUGAAGGGACCGGUGAUAUCAAGCAAAUUUCUACAAUCACCCAAAACAACCUCAUCAGUGAGGUGACAAUAAGUGACAGUGGAUUUCAGUCUGCUGUCACAGAUAUCACCCACAUGACUGCUUCAUCGUUUGCUGUUCCCAGCACAGAAAACAUCUGUCAAAGUCAACAGCAGUCUGGUUUGAAAACAGAUCUCCACAGAGCUGCUCCUCUUCCAAAUACAAACAAAGAAAAUGUGCAUUUGGAUCAUAUUUUACAAGCUGAUGCUAAACUAUCCUAUGCAAUCACUGACAGCCAGUUUCUGGACCUUGGCAGAGAGAGUGAGUCACACAUAAAAAACACAUCAAUGCUACAACCAAGCAGAGCGAAAGGACCGGUCGAUAAUAUUGAUCAUGUUCCUUUUAAUGGUCAAAUUUGUGUCAGUCUGCCAGAGAAAACGGCGCCGUCUCUUCAGCCCGCUCAUGCGGCAGGAUUCAAAACUGCUUCAAACAAAGGGAUACACAUUUCUUCAGCCAACCUGCAAAAAGCCAGGCGCAUGUUUGAGGAAGCUGAAGGAGAGAUGACUCUGGGGGUGAAGUUUGGCCGUGACACGACAGGUGGGAAUCUAAAGAGUCAGGAUUCGGUGAAAACAACAACAACAACAACAACCCUUAACUCGAAGCAGCCCCCUCCUCCUUCAUGUGAGAAAUUAGCCGAUUCGAGUUUCCAGUUAACAGCUUCCCAGAGAGCAGACGUGUCUGAGCUGUGCACCCUCCUGGAAGAAGCAGACAGCCAGUUUGAGCUCACGCCGUUCAAAACCUCAAAGCCAAAACAACCUUGUGCAGAUAACACCACCUCUCCUCAGACCGCGGACAAAGAUCUUGACCCUGAUUUUCUCGCGGGCAUAGACUUCGAUGACAGUUUUAGUCUGGAUGCUGAACAGCCUCAUGCAGGACCUGUCAGGCACCUGAACACUAACUCAAUUCCAGCAUUCAAUGUCACAAACAAAGCUACAGGUUUGUCACCGCUGAGCCUGGUGACAGAAGAAAAGUCCUCUGCUGAAGACGUGUCGGCCUCUAUCUCUGAGGGUGGGAGCGGUAUUAUGUCAGCUGAAGUCAAAAAUGCAGACAAAGCUCCACGAUGCAAAAAUCCUUUGAUGCUCGGUGUGGGAUUUAAGACAGCAGGAGGAGGAAAUGUGAGAAUUUCAAAAGAGUGUCUGAGUAAAGCGAAAGCUUUGUUUGCAGAUUUAGAGGAAAACCGUAAGGAAGGACCUGAUGCUAAAGCGCAGCAUCAGCAGAGCGGGGAUAAUCACUUGGGUAAUGCUUUGAACCAUAAAGAGGAUAAUUCAAAGUUCAAAUCUUUAGGAAAUAAUCCUGCAGGUAAAAUUCAGAACAUUAAGGAGUCUUUCUGUUUGGUUGAGCAGGUCUCAGGUGCGACAGAUGACACAACGAAAAGUUUAAAAAGCACAAACUCAUGGCAGGGUGGGUUCCAGAUGGCCAGUGGAAAAGGAGUUUGUGUUUCAGCGAAAGCUUUGCAAGAGGCAGAUGCUUUCUUUAAAGACUGUGACGUUAUCGACAGAAAGGAGAGCGUGUCUGAAAAACCAAGAAAGAAAACUGAACCCUUGUGUAGGAGUGUCCGAAGGUCUGAUUUCAAGGAUAAACCGUCUCCGGCACAUACAGCUGCUCCCCAUGGAAACCUUUCUGUGUCUGCAAAGGCUCCUCCGUCACUCUCCUGUACAACACCAAAGAAUAUCACCUCCUCUAGCAUCGAUAAAUUAGCAGAGGAUUCAAACAAACUGCUAAAACAAUCAGCAACUCAUCGUCUCAACUAUCACACUCAGGCCGCAGCACCUGAUAAUGUUGGUUUUCAGACAGCCAGUGGCAAAGGUGUCGCCAUCUCAGAUGACGCUCUCAAGAAAGCAAAGUCAUUUUUCAGUGAGUGUGAUGAGAUGAGGGAUGAGACCGGUGGAAAGACAGAAACACACUUCAAGACGCCGAUUCCUCGGCCAGCACCGAGGAGUGGAGGAUUUCUAUCGGCUGGUGGAAAGUCAGCGGCACUUUCAGCUGAGGCCCUUCAAAACAAUAACGCCCUCUUCAACCUCGAUAAGGAGAUCCCAUCAGUUUCAGACAAGAGGAGGAGCAAUAACAAAGAAGAAGAAACUGUAAAAAAUAAGAUUUGUGAGAAAAUAAAUUUGGGUUUCUCAACUGCAGGGGGAGCAAGAGUCCACGUGUCAAAGACGAACCUUUUAAAAGCAAAAAACCUUUGGAAAGAAUUUGACUCUGUCUCAGAAAAAGCGAUGCAAGAAGUAGAUGAAUUUUUCAAGGACUGUGACAUUACAGAUAACUAUGAGGCUUUUUCAGACAAGAAAAAACUUGUACAAUUAAAAGAGGAUCUAAAUGUGACAAACAUUUCUGAGAAGUCUGUAAACGGAUGCUCUGAGAUAAAAAAUGUGGGCACAGUUAAGAACCAUGAAAAGAUGAAACCCCCGUAUGAUAAAGAGCUUCACAAAACAUUUCAUGAAAAUACGCCGGGUCCGUCAAACAGAAACCCGCCUUUGAUGACAAAGCCGGUCUCUUCUCCAUUGUGCGCAGCAUCAAACGAUACUGGUGCCUCUGAAUUCGGCGCUGGUGGUGGAUUCUUCACAGCAAAUGGGAGGAAAGUCUCUGUUUCUGAUGAUGCAAUGGCCAAAGCGAAGUCUCUGUUCAGUGAAGGUGCCGCGUUUGAGAGUUCAAACAACCAAGUACAUCAAGAAAAAGACAAUAUGUCAGUGCAGAGAGGUGGAUUUCAGACAGCCAGCGGUAAAGGAGUUUCCAUUUCAUCUGCAGCUCUAAAGAAAGCAAAAACUCUGUUUGGUGAAUGUAAUGAAAUAGAGGAUAAAGUCGGGGUUACUCCAGCACAGAUAGAGACGCCAGAUUCUGGCCAAUCAACCAGGAAUCGACCGUUUUUAUCAGCAGGUGGUAAACCAGUGUCGGUGUCAUCUGAGAGUCUCCAGAAAGCAAAGUCUCUCUUCGAUGAUAUCAGUUUAAACGCAGAGACUCCUGCAGUUUCAGACUCAUCGACCAGCGACAAGAAACAAAAUCCAGGACAUCGUGGUUUCAUGACUGCAGGGGGAACAAAAGUCCAUAUUUCACAUAAAAGUUUGUUGAAAGCUCAGACCCUUUGGAAAGAAUUUAAUGAUGGGGACCUUCACGGCGUACAUCAGUCAGAUCCGGCAAAAGCUAAAGAUGUGACAACGACUUCAAAAUCUGACCUUACCACAGCCACGUGCAAAGAAAUGCCUCCUGAAAACAGUUUCCCACUGGAAGUUAAAUCUUUAAAUUCUGUGAAAAAUACUGCUCAUCAAAAUGAAACCACUCAAAAUUCAAGUUUAGACAAAAAACCAGCAGAUGCUUCGAAGCUGGUAGAAGCAGACAAACUCCAUGACAGUCCCAAAGGGGAAACAUCAAGUGUGUUUGACAGACUUCUAAAUCGGAGAAGCAGAAGUGAAGGUUCUGGCAUUAAACUCAUAGAUGAGUCUUCAGUUCUGUGUCUACAGUCACUUCACCUCAGUGGCUUCUCAGAAACCCAGCAGAAGAUUCUGGCCCAGGAGGCUCUGGACUGCACCAGAGCUUUAUUGGAGGAUGAACGCGUCGCUGGUCAGGAUCUCUCAAUGUCCACAGAAAACGCCCCACAGCAAGACGAGCCAAGAUCCUGUGAGGAGCACAAAGGAAGAGGGAAAAGACCUGCAGAGGAUUCAGAUGUGGGAGGUGAGUGUCAGUGGUAUUUAUUCAAACUUCUGUCCUCAGAUCUUCUUUGUGUUUCUAGAUCUUUCUAAAGCAUCCUUUGCCUUUUUUGCAGCAUGAAUACAUUUUAGACUAAUUCUUGUAGGAUUUUUUGUUUAUAUAUCCAGGGUUCCUACACAGUUGGAAUUUCCAUACUUUCCCAUACCUUAACUUUUGGAAUUAUUUUUGAAAAUACCUACUUUUCUAUUUUAGAAAAGAGUAUUUUAGAACUGUGGUAAUAGUCUAGAAACAUAAAUAUUUUUCCAUACUUUAUUUUUAAUUUUCCAUACUUUUUAAGGCCUGGAUGUUGAUCAAAUUCAUUUCCAUACUUUCUAUACUUGCGUAGGAACCCUGAAUAUCCAAUCAUGAGCAUUGAGUCUACCUGUUACAAUCAUGAAUUUUCUUAUUUUGAUUGUUUCAAAAUUUUCCAGGUCAGCCCCCUCUGAAGCGACGCCUUCUGGAAGAUUUUGACAGAACUGGUUCUGCGCUCCAACCAGAGAUUAGCAACUCAAAUGGUAAACCACUGCUGAAAAUAUUAAAAGAAAACUUAUUGUAACACUUUACUCAACACCUAUCUCUGUAUCCCAUUAUAAAUAUAUGUAUAAUGCGUUAUAAUCACAUUACAGCACUGUAUAAGUAUAGUUAUAAACACUCAUACAUGAUAAUAAUGCUUCAAAGCAAUAAUCAUAGCACAAUAUAAAGCAUUUUAUUAUAACUUACAAGGUCAGGUAUUAUAAUUUGUUCUGCUUAUUGUUAUAAAUCAUUAUGAUAAUUAAUGAGUGUUUAUAAUGAUAGUUAUACAAGUUUAUAAGCAAAUUUUAACACAUCAUAAAUAUAUGUUUAAUGCAUUAUCUAUGUAGGCAUUGUAAGUCGUGAUAAAGUUCUUUAUAAUGUGUUUUGAUUAUUGCUAUAAAGCAUUAUGAUCAUUUAUGUGUGUUUAUAAUUAUAGUUAUACAGUGCUAUAACGUUAUUAUAAUGCAUUAUACAUAUAUUUAUAAUGUGUUAUAGAGAUAGGCUUCAAGUAAAGUGUUACCAAACUUAUUUUUUCCUAAAAAUAACUUGUGAUCUGUAUUUUGGUGUCUCCCAGGUAUGAUGAAAGACAGGAGAGUUUUCAAGUACAGCGACUCGCUUCAUCCAAACAUCACGAAACCUCACAGGUAAGUUCCCAGUGUAAGUGUUUAUCUGUCUUAUACUUGACUGGAAUUGUCUUACACCUUUUUGUUUUGCAGGAAUGGGAACCCGUAUGUGGAAAGUAAACCACAAAAGACGGCACCAACGCAACUCUCGUCUUCAGGAGGAAGCAGGUCCAAGACGCAGGCGUUUGUUCCUCCGUUCCUCAAGAAUCCAAAGACAGAGAGUCGCAAGAAUGCAAUGCUCAGGGAAAACAUAAGAACACCUCCUGCAUUUGUUCCUCCUUUCAAAAAACAAAGAACUAUUAUCCAAGAGAGCUCUUCUCGACCAGGAGAGGGGGAGGAUAAACACUGCAGUGUCGCUGGAAUGCCAGCUAACAGCAACACUUACGAACCGCCCACUGAAAACACACAAAGCUUUGCACAAAGAACUGCUAAUGAAAGCAAAGACGACAAUCAGGCGGUGGCCUCAGAUGACAUUACAAAAGAUAAUCUGAUUAAGAAUGAAAAUCUACCAGAGGACUCUGCUGCAGGAGACACAUCUGGAAGUCAAGGUGUAGAAACCUUUUUGGAUGAAGUCAGUAUGAAACACUGAGAAUACUGAAAAUAAACGUGAAAUAACCGUGUGUUUGUGUUCUGCAGAAAUGUUGCAGGAUCUCCAAAACGUAGAGCUGGCCCGAGACAUGCAAGACAUGAGGAUCAGGAAGAAGAAGCGUCAGACUAUUCGACCUCUGCCGGGCAGUUUGUUUCUAACCAAAACGUCAGGAGAGUCGAGGACGCCGUUAAAAGCCGCGGUAGAUGGAAAAGCUCCUGCGAGAUUCACGCAAAAACAGGCAAGGAGAGAGCAUUUCAUUAUCAGCAGUUACAAACGACGUCAGUCAGGUUUUUGACACGUCCCUGUUCUUGUUUUUCAGCUGUAUGGAUACGGAGUUCAUCAGUAUGUCUGUGAGAUCACCGGCGAGACAGCAGAGUCGUUUCGCUUCAGAUUGCAGCACUUUAUUAAACAGGAAGCCUUCAUAGAUGGCGGCGGCGUUCAGCUCGCAGAUGGAGGAUGGCUGAUCCCGAGCAAUGAUGGGACUGCGGGGAAGCAAGAGUUCUACAGGUGACUACUUCUGAAUGUUUCAGAUAAUAGAUAUGAAAAAAAAGAAAACACAGACGGGUGGUUUAUCGUACUGAUAUCACCUCUCUCCGUGCCGUCAACAGAGCGCUGUGUGACACCCCAGGCGUGGAUCCUAAACUGAUCAGCGAGGAGUGGGUCUACAACCACUACAGAUGGAUUGUGUGGAAGCAGGCGUCCAUGGAGAGAUCGUUUCCAAGAACGGUCGGCGGCCUCUGUCUCACCCCGGAGCAGGUUCUCCUCCAGCUUAAGUACAGGUACACCGGAUUAAAGAUAACGUUAGUGUAAUGUCCUCCCAACCUAGAACUGCUUUGAACCAGCAGGACACCCACCCACCUUGUUUCAAAAUGUGUCUAAAUACACCUAUAUCCAAAUCCUUAAAAUGUCACUGUUUGAAUUACAAUCUAGAUAUGACGUGGAAGUGGACCACAGUCGAAGGCCGGCUCUGAGGCGGAUCAUGGAGAAGGACGACACAGCAGCCAAAACCCUAGUCCUCUGUGUUUGCGGGGUCGUCUCCAGGGGCCAGUCCCCCAAAAAACAGAGUUUCAGUGACGCCAAGACUCCACAAGGUGGCGACGCUCGAGUAGAGAACCCAUGUGCGGUUGUUUGGCUGACAGAUGGAUGGUACGCCAUUAAAGCACAGCUGGAUGAGCCCCUGACUGCCAUGCUUCACAAAGGUCGCCUGGCUGUGGGCGGGAAGUUGAUCACCCACGGAGCUCAGCUGGUCGGAUCACAGGACGCCUGCUCCCCUCUGGAGGCCCCUGAAUCUCUCAUGUUGAAGGUAAGACUAAAACCAGAUCUUUUAGCAAUCAAUACGACAAAUAAAUAAUAAAUGUCCUCAUUGAUUGUUCGUUUAGAUCUGCGCGAACAGCAGCAGGCCCACGCGGUGGGAUGUUAAACUGGGGUUUCACCGGGAUCCACGGCCUUUCCUGCUCCCUGUUUCCAGUUUUUACAGCAACGGUGGACCAGUUGGAUGUGUGGACAUUGUCAUACUAAGAAGCUACCCCCUACAGGUAUGUGCUGGCCUUCACUUCUCUAUCUCAACUGAUUCUCCUGCGAGCGAAUGUCUUAAUUUCCUCUGCGGUACUCUCUAGGGGUGGGAGAAAAAAUGGAUUCACAUAAGUAUCGCAAUUUUUUGUUUUACAAUUUUUAAAUCGAUUUUUAUGUUCAACAUUUAUUUUUUCGAAUGAAGGAAUAAAUCUUAAAAACUAACUUACAUGUGAUGUGUAGUUUUUGGGAAAAUAUGGUUCCUGGAUUAGUCAGUAGACAAUCGUAAUCAAUCAACUGUUUCACUGGUGAAAUCGAGGAAAUUGUCAAUGUCGUAGAAUCGCAGUUUAAAUCAAAUCGGCAUCCAAAAAAUCAUAGAAGAAUGGAUUCAGGAGAAAAAGUGCUCUCUCUGUGUCGCAGUGGAUGGAGAGGAAACCAGACGGAGGCGUCGUGUUUCGUUCUGUACGCGCCGAAGAAAAGGAGGCGAGACGAUUCAACAACGACAAACAAAAAGCCAUGGAGGUCCUGUUUACAAAGAUUCAAGCUGAAUUUGAAAAAGAGGAAAGAGGUAGGGGCUGUGUUUAGAUUAACCUAUUAUAUUAAUAUAUGUUGGAUGAACGAGCAUUGAAAGGUUUCCACUCUCAGGUAAAAGCAAACCUCAACGCAGAAGACGAACAAUCAGUCGUCGGGAUGUCACGAGUCUUCAGGAUGGAGAGGAGCUCUAUGAGGCUGUGGAGGAAGACCCUGGUUACCUCGAGGUGAUUAAGGAAUUCAUUUAGCCGACUUGAUGAAAUUUCCUCAUGAAUAUAAUUUUAAUUGCAGAUCUGUUUGAUUUAUAUCGAAGGCUCAGCUAAGUGAGCAGCAGCUGAACACUCUUCAGAGCUACAGACGGUCUCUGAUGGAGAGGAAACAGACUGAGCUGCAGGACCGUUACAGACGAGCUUUAGAGAGCGCAGAGACCAGUGAAGGGAGCUGUCCCAAGAGAGACGUCACACCUGUGUGGAGGCUCUGCUUCUCUGACUCCAGGGGACAUCCCGGCAGUAGUGAGUCUUUGUUUUCAUCUGGAUACAUACACUUUAGUUGUUUUAUUCUGCUAACAAUUUGGGCUUUCUGUCUUCUGCUGUUGUCGCUUUAGUUUACUUGCUGAAUCUCUGGCGACCGACCUCUGACCUUCAGUCUUUGCUGAAGGAAGGCUGCAGAUACAAAGCCUAUAACCUCACCACCUCAGAUGGAAAGAAACUCGGGGCGAACCCGAGUGUUCAGCUGACCGGCACCAAGAAAACUCAGUUUCAGGACCUCCAGGUAUUGUUGACACCAACUGUAGAUAAAUUUGGAAACUAUUCCUAAAUUUAGUGAGAAAAAUUCCUCUAACAUUUGUCUUGUCGCUCAGUCUUCUCAGGAAUGGUUAUCAACACGUUUUCAGCCGAGGGUCUCCACCCCCUUUGUGGAUCUUCAUAACCCAGAAUUCCAACCGCUUUGUGGAGAAGUGGAUCUGACAGGAUUACUCAUCAGUGUCAUCGAUGGACAGGGUAGGUGACUUAACUGUCUGAACUUAUUCUAUCACGAAAUACACGCUCCCUAAAUGAUUGUGUUCGAUCACACAGGUUCCUCUCCUGCCUUUUAUUUGGCUGAUGGGAAACUGAACUUUGUUAAAAUUCGAUGUUUCGGGAGCCUGGCUCAGUCAGGCUUGGAGGAUUUGGUAAAACCACGUAUCAUGUUGGCUCUGAGUAACCUGCAGCUGAGAGGUCAGUCCACACAUCCCACUCCUGUUGUGUAUGCCGGAGAGCUGACCACAUUCUCAACAAACCCCAAAGAGGUUCAUCUACGGGAGUCCCUCAGCCAACUCAGAAACCUGAUGCAGGUGAGGUGUUAAAAUCCUGAUCCACUUAAUGAGACAUAACAAGAGUGUUUAUAACAUUCUCCAUCAUUUUCAUUGUGUGUUUUCAGAGCCAGGAGAACUUCUUUGUGAGUGCUGAGGAGAAGCUGAGACUUGUACUCAGAUCUGAUGGCCCUCACUUCAUCUCCUCUCCAGCUCUGCAGACAGGAACCUCAGCUCCCUCAACAGAGAGAAGACAAAGCACAAAGAUGAAUGUAAGUUCACAGUUAUAUCUUGGAUUGUUGGAUAAAUCACUGAAAAGUAUUAACUAAAAGUUGACCUUUUUAUGCAGUUGAUAUCACAGCACCAAGCCAGAAAUCUUGGAUCCUUCACGCCUGUCAGCAGAAACCCUCCCUCAGAAACAGAGAGUUCAACAGAGAAGAACCCGAGCACACUGAAGAGAAAGAGAGCCUUGGACUAUCUCUCUCGUAUCCCGUCUCCUCCUCCUCUCACCCUCUUGAACUCGGUGAAUUCUCCAUGUGUAAAAAAGACAUUUAACCCUCCUCGAAGGUCUGGGACACCAAGCACUUUAAAACCUGUACAGACUCCAGCUCGCAAACCUGUAGACCAGCCUGUGGAGAGAGAGUGGGUUAAUGACGAGGAGCUGGCUAUGAUUGAUACUCAGGACUUGCUGUAGGUGCACAUGACUGUAUGAUGACAAGCACAAAAAAAUGAUAUAAAUAACUGUACAGAUGAGUUAAUGUUCAGGCUGCUGUUGUUUGUCUUCUUAGUGGACUCAUUAAAAAGGUUAAACAGUACAAA
Molecule: messenger RNA, 13482 nt
Organism: Xyrichtys novacula (pearly razorfish)
Lineage: Eukaryota; Metazoa; Chordata; Actinopteri; Labriformes; Labridae
Source: the annotation of a GenBank genome assembly